GGAGGGAGUUUGUCGUGAUAGAGAACCUGCGAGUGCUACUAAGGAGGAGAGAGCGCGAGAGAGAGCGGGAAUACAAGCGAGUAACUGAGAGAUGGUGUGUGUGUGUGAGAGAGCCUUAGUUCGUCUGACUCUCGGAGCUGUAGACUGGACCAACCAUUUAGCCUUUGGAACGCUCACGGCGCACACACACGUAGACACACGCCACUGCCGCGUCACCCUUGCCGGCCGGUGAUGAGAGGGAGGAUACAGUCGUUUUGAGACAAAGGGGGAACUGCCUUUGAGAAGACUCAGCCUUUGGAUGUGUUGCAGGAGAAAAAUCGCCUGAUCCUUGAGUUGUCCAGCAACAGCCUGAAGGCAUCCAAAUAUGACCAGGUAAGGUCAGACUAUGAGCAGCUCGGACACACCUACAGUGCUGUGAGUUAGGAGAGAGACUUAGCCCAACAGGAGAGGAAACGGCUCCAAGGCAAACUGGAGAACCUCGAGCAGGUCCUCAAGCAUAUGCGAGAGGCUGCUGAGAGGAGGCAGCAGUUGGAUGAAGAGCAUGAGCAGGCCCUGGCUGCCCUCACCUCCAAGCAGCAGAAGAUCCACCUUCUGCAUAAGGCUCAGGUUGAAGCUGAGAGAGAGCAUGAGGGAGCGGUCCACCUGUUAGAGGACAAGGUUCGCGACCUGGAGCAGAAAUGCAGGUCACAGACUAAACGGUUUGGCCAUUUGUCCAAGAGCCUGGAAGAUUUCCGUCUGGAGGCGGAUACUGUGGACAUCUUCAGCACUGAUUCUUUCUCCAAACAAAAAACUCCCCUUUCCUUGGAAAAUAAACUCUCCCAAAUCCUCAACGGACUGGCAGUGAAGGCAGGGAAAGGCAAUGAGAGCUCGGCAAACACUCCGCUGAUAUCGAAGUUCCUCCGCCCGCUACAGAUCAGAGACAGGCCAGAGCUGCUAUCUGUCAAUCCCACCACCGUGACAACGAGCUGCCCCAGCAGCCCACAACGGGCGACCCCCUCAGAGAUGGAGGAUGAGGUCAGCCCUGCGCCCCGGUCCAAGCCUCGCUACACUGGCACGGUCCGUCUCUGCACCGCCCGCUACAGUUACAACCCUUACGAUGGGCCAAACGAGCACCCAGAGGCAGAGCUCCCCCUGGUGGCUGGGAAGUACCUGUACGUGUACGGCACCAUGGACGACGACGGUUUCUACCAAGGUGAGCUGCUGGACGGCCAGAGAGGGCUGGUCCCGUCCAACUUUGUGGAGUUUGUCCAAGACAAGGAGAAACCAUCCAUCCAACUAGGGGACGGAGAGGAGGACCUGGGCUCUCUGGACCAUAUCACCCAUGGCCUGAUGGGGGUGGAUGGAGGGGCCCCUCGGGAUGGGCUACUGGGUUCCAGCAACCCCCUGGGCCCCUGCAGCAACGGCACAGGGCCCCUGGACCCUGAGGAUCUGGUCGAUGACAUUGUGCCUUACCCCCGGAGGAUCACCCUGAUCAAGCAGUUGGCCCGUAGCGUCAUUGUGGCCUGGGAGCCCCCCAUGGUGCCCCUGGGAUGGGGAAAAAUCAGCUGCUACAACGUGCUGGUGGAUGGUGAGGUGCGUGCCAGCGUGCCCUACGGCGACAGGACCAAGUCGUUGUUGGAGAAGCUGGAUCUGGACACGUAUACGCACCGCGUGUCCGUGCAGAGUGUGACAGACAGGGGCCUGUCGGACGAGCUGCGCUGCACCCUGAUGGUGGGAGCCAACGUGGUGGUGGCGCCAUAUGGACUGCGGGUGGACGACAUCCUGCGUGACUCAGCCGAGCUCUCAUGGUUGCCCAGCAACAGUAACUAUGGGCACACAGUAUUCCUGGAUGGGGCGGAGCAUGCAGUGGUGAAGCCGGGGAGGUACAGGCUGCGCUUUGUUAACCUCAAGGCCAUGACGGUAUACAAGGUGAGGGUGGUGGCCCGGCCACACCAGGUACCAUGGCAACUGCUCAUGGAACAGAGGGAGAAGAAGGAGGCUGCUGUGGAGUUCUGUACACAAGCUGCUGGUCCAGGACCAUAUUCCAGAUCAGGCCCCCCAUUACCACCUCAGGAGGUGCAGGUGCAGUGUGGCCAGGCACCAGGGGUCCUGCAGGUGCGCUGGAAGCCCCCUAUCCUCUCACCCAGUGGAACCUCCAAUGGAGCCAGCGUCAUCGGAUACGCAGUCUGCACUAAAGGACAAAAGAUAGCGGAGGUGUUGUACCCUCUGGCUGACUAUGUGACAGUGGAGCUGAACAGGAUCCAGUGUCUGGAGGCCAGGGAGGUCAUCGUCAGGACGUUAUCAGCACAGGGAGAGUCCCAGGACUCCCACGUUGCCCCCAUUCCAAACAACCUACUGUUGCCGCCUCCUCACCCUGCCCCUGUGCCCCCUCAGCAACCACACGCAGGGCCCCCUCCACCUCACUCCCAUGCCCCCCCACCCCACCUCCAGUCACCUCACCUCCCCCACCCCCAACUACCCCCGCCUCACCUCCAGCCUCCCUCACCCCUGCCUCACAGACAACCCUUCCCUAACCACAGUCCUCAAACCCAGCCACAACUCCAACCCCUGCCCCCUCAUCUUGUUCCCCAGCCUCACCGACAGCCUCAACCCGCACACCCUGGUGGUCCUCCACAGCCCUUGCACCUCCAGCCUCAUCCUCCCCAUACAAUUCCCCAGCACCGCCUACCCCUGCUGCCCCACCCACCCCCGCUCCACCAGAGACCAGUAAGUGCCAGAGACCUGGAAGCCAAAGAGCAGGUGGUCCAGCAUGGGGGCGUCCCAAGCCAGCCCUGGGACCCUACCCGCUCCCCCUCCGCCCAGCCUCCUCCUGCCCCCAUGUACGGGCACACCCUGGAGGCGCCCCUUUUUGCGAACCACCGCUCGCCCUCCCCCCAGAGAAUCCUGCCACAGCCCAGGGGCACCCCUAUCCCAGACCAAAUGGCCAAAGCCAUCGCCCGCGAGGCAGCACAGAGGGUGGCUGCAGAGAGUGGCAGAAUGGAGAGGAGAGUCGUCUACAAUGAGCAGGGCCAGGCCUUCCACCAACAGAACUCAGAUGAGGAAGAGGAGGAUGAGGAAGGGUAUGGUCACGGCCUCAGGAGACAGGGGGCCUCAGUAGAUGAAUUCCUCAGAGGGUCCGAGCUGGGCAGGCCGGCCCACUACAGCCACAGUGAGGAGUACCACAGUGAGAGCAGCCGGGGCUCUGACCUUUCUGACAUCAUGGAAGAGGAUGAGGAGGAGCUCUACUCUGAAAUGCAGCUGGAGGAGGGACGACGACGCAACUCCCACAAUGCACUCAAGAUUGGGAACAACUCCUCUGGGGGUCGGCUGGAUCGGGAGACGGGGAGAAGAAUGCCACGGGACGGUCCGCAGCCCCAGAGACACCCUCUUAUGGUGCCCUCCAUUGAGAUAACCACAGAGAGUAACAGUGAUGGGAACCUCUCCCCCGUCACGGAAGAUGUUUACUAUGGCAGUGUAGUACGGCACGGCACGUGGUCGUCCCGCCGACGCCCCACAGGCACCAAGCCUUCCUAUAAUGAGGGAUACGGGGACAGGGAACGCCGCUCCCCUCCUAACUACGAUGAGUCAGAACCUGAAGAAACAUUCCGGAUCUUUGUGGCUCUGUUUGACUACGACCCCCUGUCCAUGUCUCCCAACCCGGACGCAGCAGAUGAGGAACUGCCCUUUAAAGAGGGCCAGAUCAUCAGGGUAUAUGGUGAUAAGGACACUGAUGGUUUCUACCGAGGGGAGAUCAGGGGAGGCAGGAUGGGGCUCCUGCCCUGCAACAUGGUGUCAGAGAUCAGGGCUGAAGAUGAGGAGACCAUGGACCAGCUCAUCAAGCAGGGCUUCCUCCCACUCAACACACCAGUGGAUAAAGUUGGAAUAGGGCAGGACAGACGAGGCCUCUGUCAGCAUCAGGCCACCAGGAGGAUGGUGGCCCUCUAUGAUUAUGACCCCAGAGAGAGCUCCCCCAACGUGGAUGUGGAGGCUGAGUUGACUUUCUGUGCUGGUGACAUCCUCGCUGUAUUUGGAGAGAUUGACGAAGACGGGUUCUACUAUGGUGAAAUCAAUGGCCACCGUGGCCUCGUCCCCUCCAACUUUCUGGAAGAAGUGCCUGACGACGUGGAGGUGUACCUGACGGACACUCCAUCCCGCUACGCCCAGGAUGAGCCCGCCAACCGGGCCGAGGCCAAAAGGGUAACCACGGAUACCACAGAGAGCACGGCCCCGCCUGUCCGAGCGGCAUCCCCCAUGGUGCGUCCCGUGUGUCCCCCAGGCACCAUGCGGCCCAUCAGCCCCACCAGGGGCCCCAGGGACCUCCGAGACAACAAAAAGAAAAAGGGACUGCUCUCCAAGGGGAAGAAACUGCUCAAGAAGCUCUCUCCGGUUAAAUAAACUGUUCCCAGCUGAGCCAAGUACUGUACAUCACAUACAGUACAUGCAAUCAAAUCAGCUGAUCGUACGCACACAACUACAAUUGCAACAUGUGUGUAUGUAUUACAGGACAAUAUAUGUGAGCCUAAUCUAAUAUAUUCAGUGAUACAUGUUCUAAUGAUUAAUACACAUACUUACAUGUACUUCGUGCCAAAUUCAAUGAGACCUUUGCUCACACAUACUGUAUAACUGUGAUGUAUUUGAGGUAGAGGGGAAAAAGGAGAACAAACUAGGAUUUUCAUGACAUGGAUUUUCAUUUCCACUGUUUUCUUUAAUCGAAUGGAGAUCAGGACGAUGCUGCUAAACCAUUUGUGUGCAUUUGUUUCAAGCAGGGUAACAACAGAGUAGCCUAUUUUUUUGUUUAUUACAAAUCUAACAUUUCUAGAUGGUUUCCAUAGCAAUUGUGCAAUUACAAGGUCUCUAACAGACAUGACGUGGCAAAAAACAUCAAUGUUGUGGCAGUGAGAUGUUGAUACCAGGAGAGACCAUACUCCUGGAACACUGGAGCAACAACUCAACUAUUGAUGGCAUUCUGUCAGUAAUGCUGGCUGCUAAUACAGAGGCUUUAUUCAGUGCAAUAUAUCACAGACAGGAUGGUGACAAAGGGUUGAAUCACUCACAGAACCUAGAAGUCUAUAGGGUAGUUGGACACAGGGCAUUACAGACAGGAGAAGGAGCUGCAUUGGAUAAUACAUUUGAACCAUCUCAGUGGCCUUUAUGAAAGCAAUUCUAGCAUGACUUUCCUCAUUUUCUAUGGUUGAACAAGGUUGUAUUUAGACUUACAAGUCUUUGCCAAGAACCCCUAGUGCAUCUCUGCAGCUUUGUUUGAUAGAAAUCUAAAAUGUAUGUUUGUUCGUUUCAUUGCUGUCCAACUGUCAUGAAACGCCUAGUUAAAGACAACCUUCUGUGUUUGCCUUCCAAUUGCACAAAGGUGUGUUUUGUCUGAUGAAUGGAAAAUAAGUACUUCUCUGUGUGUAUGGAUGUGUUGAGGGUGUGUGAGUUUGUGUGCUCAGUGUGCAUUCAUGUCUGUGCAUCCUUUAUUUAAAAAGAGGACAAGUAGUUGAGUCAUGUGAUCUUAGUGGUGUGCUGCUAACUACAUUGCCUGUGUAAUAUUCAGUUCUGUUGUCUGUCAAAGAGGGCCAUUUUCCCCGCUCAGCCAUUUCAGUAAAGACGUCUAGGUGUGCUCAAGAUUCUGCACCGUUUACUUGUUUACACUCUUCUAGAACUCGUGAGAACCUAUUUCUGAAGUCAAGGGAAAGGGAGGGAUGACCUACAUACUGUACCUACAACCUCUAAACCAGUAGUCAUGUGGCUUAUGGGAUAACUGAGUGCUAGGAUGCAUCCAGCUGAUCCAUUGACUGGAGAGGCUGUCAUAGCCUUUAGACAAACAUUGUCCUGUAUUUUGACACCUUUCAGGACCAUAUAUUAACCCAUUUUCAUAAACCAUGAUCCUAUUCUGUAAUAGUUUAACAUUACUUCCGUUGCUGUACAGCCACCGUUUGAUGGACAUGAUCAUAAUGGACAACAUGUCAAUCCAUGACUCAAAAUGACAGUGUUUUAUUCUGACAGGGUCCUCUAAAUUCCCAUCAGCUAAGAUAUCUGAGUCAAGCAUAAUACCCUGCUGUAUAAUGAUUACAGGGUUCUUUUAUGUUUAUUUUUAAAAAAAGAGAGAGAAAAUCAAAUGAUGGAUUGUCAAAAAGGAAUGUACGAAAUGUUCAGCGGGCAAUAUAGUACACAUGUUAUUAUUUGUCCAACGUUAUGCAUUAUGUUAUGCAUCCAUUUGUCAAAAGGUGUUAGUCAUAAUACCAAAUCCUUUAUUUGUAAAUGGGCGUAGUGUCUAUACUGUUGCUCUUUUGUACUUUUCUCCAUUUAUAGAUCAUUUCUAAAUGUUUAUACUUGAUUUUCAGACUGCCUUUUUUAGUGCAUUGAGAUGUAAUUCUUACUGUAAACAGUGCAAGCAUUCUCCAUGGUGUCCUCCAGAUAAGAUGUUUAAGUCUGCGGUUAUGUGCUUGCUCCGUGAAUCAAAGAUACAAACAAAAAAAAUGAAAUCAUUAUUUAUGGUGUGUGUGUGUGCAUGUGCAAAAAAAUUACAUUUUUUAAUCAAAAAUAAAUUUGAUAUUUUGUAGAA
Oncorhynchus nerka (sockeye salmon) is the source of this 6541-nucleotide messenger RNA. RefSeq names its product RIMS-binding protein 2-like. Gene Ontology annotation, biological process: neuromuscular synaptic transmission. Gene Ontology annotation, molecular function: protein binding. The record is from RefSeq and is a predicted model, not a curated record. NCBI's taxonomy places the organism in Eukaryota, Metazoa, Chordata, Actinopteri, Salmoniformes, Salmonidae.